AUGCAAGAACAUGACAACAAGGUGAGUGGCACACUGGCAGAAUACAAUUUAUUGCAAAUAACAGCACUUUAUAAGCGUGGUGGUGGUGGCCAUGGUGGUGGUGGCGGUCAUGGAAGUGGCGGUGAAGGUGGAGGUUUUGGUCAUGGUGGUGCCGGUAGUGAUGGCCAUGAAGGAGGAAGUGGUGGCCACGGUAGUGGUAAAGGAUAUGGUAAUGAGGAAGGGCAAGGUGGUGGAAGAGGAGGAACAUAUCCAUUAUAUGUUGCAGCUGCAGGAAGAGAUCAUCCUCCGCCAAGGUUUGAAAACCUCGAAAAAAGGGGUCCAUACAGAUUUUCUCAUUAG
This is a messenger RNA of Amaranthus tricolor (Joseph's coat), 339 nucleotides long. Its product is annotated as glycine-rich protein DOT1-like. The transcript is spliced from 2 exons. Lineage: Eukaryota; Viridiplantae; Streptophyta; Magnoliopsida; Caryophyllales; Amaranthaceae. The record is from RefSeq and is a predicted model, not a curated record. Bases 1 to 339 code for a protein of 112 amino acids.